Schizophyllum commune H4-8 is the source of this 1139-nucleotide messenger RNA. Its product is annotated as NAD(P)-binding protein. Gene Ontology annotation, molecular function: oxidoreductase activity. NCBI's taxonomy places the organism in Eukaryota, Fungi, Basidiomycota, Agaricomycetes, Agaricales, Schizophyllaceae. The transcript has 3 exons. The record is from RefSeq and is a predicted model, not a curated record. Gene Ontology annotation, cellular component: membrane. The coding region runs from base 30 to 1025 and encodes 331 amino acids.
UUGCCGUUCCUUCUUGCCUCUGCAAAGUCAUGUCGGAUUUCUUGUUCUCGCUGCGAACAUCGUCACUGUGGUCGCACCCCCUGCUUCUCGCUCUUCCUGCACUCUAUAUAUUGCACAAGACACUCAGGCGACCGACAAGACUUCGCAAAGUCACCCAUGAUGAAGAGCGUGUCCUCAUCCUCGGUGCUUCCAGUGGAAUUGGGCGCGCUAUAGCUGAAAAGUAUGCAAAGCGCGGCGCUCGCGUCUGCAUCGUCGGAAGACGGCAAGAUCAAGUGGAUGAAGUCAUACUGCUGUGCAGGGGCUUGUCUUCGACGGGAACGGAUAAUACCAUACUCGGAAUUGCUGCAGACUUCGCGAAUGCGGAGGACCUCGUCAAGAUCAGAGAACAAAUUCAGGCUGAAUGGGGAGGACUGGACACCCUGGUAGUCGCUGCAGGCGUGUCCGCUCUGCGCCCACUGAUGGAGGUCGCCGGAGUCGAAACCACCAAGUCUGGCUUCUCUCCUGACCAUGCUUCACUAGAGGGUAUACAGAAAGCCUCCGAUGUUGCCUCUGCUGCCAUACACAGCAACUAUAUAGGCCCUCUCAUGUCCGCUGUGGCAUUCAUCCCUCUUCUCUCAGAAACAUCGAAAGCGCCAUCCAUCCUACUGAUCUCCUCACUCGCCUCCGUCAUCCCAGCGCCCACCCGCUCCAUCUACGCGUCCACCAAGGGCGCAUCGCUCUUGCUCUACCAAUCCCUCGCCAUCGAGCACCCGAACAUCGCCUUCUCGCACAUCAUGCCGUCGACCGUCGAGGGCGACUUCCGCGCGUCUGCGGUCGACGCGGGCCCCGUGCGCGAGGCGAAUCCGAACAAGCACGGCCUCAAGCGCGAAUACGUCGCGGAGCACUGUAUUCGGGCGGUCGAUGAAAGGCAGCGGACGGUGUUUUUGCCUUGGACGAUGCGGGUGGGGCAUUUGUUAUAUUGGCUGUGGCCGGCGUUUGUGGAAAGGCAGGCGAGGAAGAAGUACAACUUUGAGACGCAGGGAUGAGCGGGAUCAUGAUAUGAAAGAGUUCUUUUGGAACUCAUUUGCGGCAGUGGUGGACGGGGUUGGCAGCACGUACCGGUGUCGGACGUCUAUGAAGUUUGGCACAAGGAAGGUCAG